AUCCCACUAGCCUUGGUACAACGCAAAAAGAAAGUUGGUCCAGCAAAUAAUGUAAUUCUCGGAUCAGGAGACCUUUUUUAAAGCCAUCAUCUGGCAAAUCAGAAAACAGACACAUGGCUUAACACCAAAUGUCCUCACAGACAAUUGUUACAGGGCGGAGAUUGGAACCGGGGGGUAACAUGGCUAAAGGUGUGCUGCUGUGUCUUUUACUGCUGGCCCUUUCAGAUGUGGCCAGAGUUCAGGGCAGAAGAAAGAAGGGACAGAGAGCAAAUGGCCUCAUUGUCAGAGAUGAGGGACACAGCAUGACUUGCACGAUGGACAUUGCCUUCAUCUUGGACAGCUCGGAAAGUGCAAAGACUAUCCUUUUCAACAAGGAGAAGGAGUUUGUGCUGAGCCUCAGUAGCCGGGUCAUGCAGACGCAGCAGGCUGGCUGGAAGCUGCAGAUCAGAAUGGCUGCUCUGCAGUACAGCAGCUCAGUAUCUGUGGACCACAACUUCCUGGACUGGCAGGACCUGGACGUGUUCCAGAGUCGGGUCAGGAGCAUGGCCUACAUCGGCCACGGCACCUACACCGCCUAUGCCAUUACCAAUGCCACGCAGGUGUUCGCCCAUGAGACCAAGGCCGGUGGCUCGAGGGUGGCCCUGCUCAUGACCGACGGCGUCGACCACCCCCGGAGCCCCAGCGCCAUCGCUGCUGCCACCGAAGCCAAGAGCCACGGCAUCAAGGUGUUCGCCAUCGGCCUGUCGGACCUGGCACGGGAGAGCCAGAACAGCGCCAAGCUGAGGGCUAUCGCUAAUUCCCCACCUCAGCAGUACGUCCACAGCCUGACAGACAGCUUGCUGGAGGAGAAACUGCUCAGAGAGCUGAAUGUCUUUGCUGGGGAUGGAUGUCCACAGCCACAAGCACAAUGUGCAUGUGAUAAAGGGGAGAGGGGCCCUCCUGGUAAUCCUGGCAAAAAAGGGGAUCCAGGAUACAAUGGCCCCCCAGGUCCGAAAGGAUCCAGAGGUGAACCUGGUAUCAAUGGCCGUCCAGGAAUUGAAGGCAUUGAGGGAAGACCUGGUUUUAAAGGUGAAAGGGGUGAGAGAGGUGAAUGCGGUGCCCCAGGGAUAAAGGGAGAGAAAGGUCAAGAAGGGCCGCCGGGGCCACGUGGAUACAGAGGAGAGCAGGGUCUAACAGGACCAGCCGGAGAUCAAGGUCCUGAGGGGCAAGCAGGACCCAAAGGAGACCGAGGGCCCAAAGGGGCGUCUGGACCACCUGGUGACACAGGCAUCGGAUUCCCUGGCCCAAAGGGUGACAAAGGCAACCAGGGAAGAUCAGGUCCAACUGGCUUCCCAGGAAUUGGGGAGCCAGGCCUGCCAGGCCCUCCAGGGCCUCCAGGAAUACAGGGCAACCAAGGGACCCCAGGAGAAGGUCUGCCAGGGCCCAAGGGUGACCGUGGAUAUGACGGUCUCAGAGGAAUGCGGGGUCCCUCAGGUACAGGAGCGAAGGGUGAGAAGGGAAAUACAGGCUCUCCAGGAUUGCCAGGACCUGUAGGGUUUCCAGGAGCAGGGAUUCAAGGCGAAAAGGGUGAUCAAGGACCAAUGGGUCCCUCUGGCCCCAGAGGAAUGCCAGGGGUGGGGUUCAUUGGUACAAAGGGAAACCAGGGCUUUCCAGGAGAAUCUGGUCCCCAAGGGGAGAGAGGAGUUGGAGAACCUGGACCAAAAGGUGACCCUGGUUCAGCAGGACUACCUGGACUUCCUGGUUUUCCAGGGGAAGAUGGCACUAUUGGAGCCAAGGGGGAAACAGGGCCAGCUGGUCCCAGGGGUCCAGACGGCUCACCUGGGAAAGGAAUACCUGGAGAAAAGGGGGACCGAGGAGACAGGGGUCCUAGGGGGCUGCCAGGAUCCGUGGGGCCUGUGGGGCCUGCAGGGGCCAAGGGAGAACCAGGAAGCUCUGGGCAAGUCGGAAUUCCUGGGCCGCCUGGGCGGGGAAUUCCUGGUGCCAAGGGAGACCCUGGUCCUGUUGGACCAGCCGGACCAGUGGGGGAACCAGGACUUGGGAUAGCUGGACCAAAGGGGGAGCGAGGAUUACCUGGACCCACGGGACCACCUGGGGGGAAAGGAGACGGCUAUCCCGGCGCACCAGGACCCCCAGGGUUGCCAGGACUAUCAGGAGAACCAGGGCCUGAAGGCAAAGGAUUACCUGGGCCAAAGGGAGAUCGGGGUUCUCAGGGCAUAUCUGGACCUCCAGGACCACCAGGAAUUGGCCAGAUGGGUCCUAAGGGCUCUAUUGGCCAGACUGGCCCACCUGGUCCUCAGGGUUUACCUGGAGAGGGAAUUCAGGGACAGAAGGGGGAUCCUGGAUUUCAGGGGAUCCCAGGGCCCAGAGGACCUCCAGGAGAGGGUCAUCCAGGAGAAAAGGGAGACAGAGGAUUGUUUGGUGACCCAGGAAGAAAGGGGGAAAAAGGAGAACUUGGGCAGCCAGGAACAACAGGACCUGUGGGUAGGCUUGGACAAAAGGGUGAACCUGGUUUAACAAGAGAAGAAGUUAUCAAAAUAAUCAGAGCAAUCUGCGGCUGUGGUGUAAAAUGCCGGGAGAGCCCGCUGGAGCUCGUCUUUGUCAUCGACAGCUCCGAAAGCGUGGGCCCCGACAACUUCAACACGGUGAAGGACUUUGUGAACGCGCUGAUCGACCGCGUGUCGGGGGGCCGGGACGCCACCCGCAUCGGCGUGGUGCUCUACAGCCACAUCAACGUGGUGGUGGUCAGCCUGCAGCAGCACUUGAGCUACGAUGACAUCAAGGCAGCCGUCCGCAGGAUGACCUACUUGGGCGAGGGCACCUUCACGGGCAGCGCCCUCCAACGCGCCAACCAGAUAUUCCAGGCCUCCCGCCCUGGCGUGCGGAAGGUGGAGAUCGUCAUCACGGACGGGCAAGCAGACGGAAGGGACCUGGUGAAGCUGGAGGACGCGGCGAAGGACGCCCACGAGGCUGACAUUGAGGUGUUUGUCAUCGGGGUGGUCAACCAAAGUGACCCUUUUUACUUGGACUUUAAAAACGAGAUGAACCUGAUCGCCUCAGAUCCUAUCGAGGAGCACGUGUACCUGAUUGAGGACUUCAUAACACUUCCUGCCCUGGAGAGUAAGCUGCUGACUCGAAUCUGUGAGCCUGAAGACACAUCUCUGUUCAGCUCCAGCCCCAGCUCCCUGCUUCCCUCUGGAACUCCCACCAACUCUGAGCUCCCCUGGGAGACACCCGAGAGGAUGGACACCCCCACUUUCACUGGAGACUACAACAGGCUAUAUGAGGAGCCAAGACUUCCUGGGGAAUUGGAGAGGCAUCCGUUCUCUCAAAAACGAGACAGUGGCAAGAAUGGCAGCAUCAGCAUUACCAGGAAAUUAUCCUUUGAUGGAGAACCACUCAACAGCCUGACAGAUCUACUGCCUGAUCGAGUGAAGCAACUCUCAUCCAGUAUGCCAGUGGCAGGUCCCCAGGCCCCUCCCAAACGACUUUUUACAACAACACAGCCAUCUCCCACAACACAGUCUCGGCCCCUGGUACCGAGCAAACAAGAUGAAGGAUGCGAAGAGGACUUGGAUCCAGGUCCCUGCCGAAAGUAUGUGGUGAAAUGGUACUAUGACUCAACGGCAAACUCAUGCGCCCAGUUCUGGUUUGGAGGUUGUGAGGGAAACAGGAACAGGUUUGAAAGUGAGGACAGCUGCAGGAAAGCCUGUGUCAAAGUAUAAUGAUGUACGGAUAGCUGUAAGGAGCUAUUAGCAAAUAUGUAUUUGUUUCAACAAGCCAUUGCCAUGCUCAUCAAACAGGCCAAUGGGAGACAAGUACUGUUUUUGUCUUCAAUUUUUCACUAGAUGUUUGUCUGCUAAAUGUACAUGUUUAUGAAUUUCCAUAAAACCUGUCUUUAAAUAAGCUUAAGAUAUGUACAACUCACAGAAAGUGAAAGGGAUUUUUUUACUGCUUAACAUAUUGAUAGCAUAGUAUACAUCACUUGUAUACAUUGUCUCCAUAGUAUUUGCAUUUGUAGGAUUUAACUAUAUUUUAACAGUGUAAUUACAUUUAUUUAUCUGCAUUGAAGUAAAUGGUACACUGCAGGCUGUGAGAAUUCAAGUGGCCACAGUCAUGUUAUUCAUAUUCGUAAGUAUAACAAUGGUUACCUAUGUUGUAAAUAUUCAAUGAAUUGAGGAAAUUCAUUUGGCUGGUAAACCAUCUGCUUCUCAAGUUACAAUAAAACAAGUAAUUGUUUAGAA
This is a messenger RNA of Anguilla anguilla (European eel), 4241 nucleotides long. RefSeq names its product collagen, type XXVIII, alpha 1b (gene col28a1b). Gene Ontology annotation, molecular function: serine-type endopeptidase inhibitor activity. The record is from RefSeq and is a predicted model, not a curated record. Bases 129 to 3722 code for a protein of 1197 amino acids. The transcript has 36 exons. NCBI's taxonomy places the organism in Eukaryota, Metazoa, Chordata, Actinopteri, Anguilliformes, Anguillidae.